CGCUCCGACGUGGCCUGGGCCUGGCGGAGGCCGGAGGGUGUCGGACCAGAACCCGCGCGCUCUCGAGAUGGAGCGAGAGCCACAAAAUGGAGAACCUGCUGAGAUUAAGAUCAUCAAGGAAGCAUACGAGAAGGCCUUCUUGUUUGUUAAUAAAGGACUGAACACAGAUGAGUUAGGGCAGAAGGAUGAAGCAAAGAACUACUACAAGCAAGGAAUAGGACACCUGCUUAGGGGCAUCAGCAUCGCGGCAGCAGCCAGGUGCACAGGCCCUGCCUGGGAGUCUGCCCGACAGAUGCAGCAGAAAAUGAAGGAAACGCUUCAGAACGUCCGCACCAGGCUAGAGAUCCUAGAGAAGGGCCUUGCCACAUCUCUACGGAAUGACCUUCAGGACGUGCCCAAGUUAUACCCAGAGUUCCCUCCUAAAGACACAUGCAAGAAGUUCCCAGAGCCAGAGUUGGUUAGUUCAGCCCCCCAGCAUGCUGAAGUGGACGGGGGCACCUCUGCUGCAGGGGCCACUGGUGCUGGACCUUCUGCCGGGCCCUCACCUUCGCCCAGCUGCCCCGCGGAAGCGCCCCCAGCCUACACCCCCCAGGCUGCCGAGGGUCACUACACUGUUUCCUAUGGGACAGACUCGGGGGAGUUUUCAUCGGUGGGAGAAGACUUCUACAGGAACCAUACCCAGCCGCCCCCUCUCGAAACCUUGGGGCUCGACGCAGACGAACUGAUUUUGAUACCAAAUGGAGUGCAGAUCUUUUUUGUGAACCCGGCGGGAGAGGUUAGUGCUCCGUCAUACCCUGGGUACCUGCGCAUCGUGAGGUUCCUGGACAAUUCUCUGGAUACGGUUCUGAACCGCCCUCCUGGGUUUCUCCAGGUGUGUGACUGGCUGUACCCUCUGGUUCCCGAUAGAUCUCCAGUUCUCAAGUGCACCGUGGGAGCCUACAUGUUUCCAGACACCAUGUUACAAGCGGCGGGGUGCUUUGUGGGGGUGGUUCUGUCAUCUGAGCUCCCAGAAGAUGACAGGGAGCUGUUUGAGGAUCUGCUGAGGCAGAUGUCUGACCUUCGGCUCCAGGCAAACUGGAAUAGAGCAGAAGGAGAAGAUGAAUUCCAAAUCCCUGGGAGAGCAAGUCACCCCUCUGAGCCACGGAAGGAAGCUUCUGGCACCGAUGUCAGGCAUUCGGGUUCUUCAGGUUCUUCACUAGACCAAGGCAGCAAGGAUGCACGCCAUAAAGGAAAGCGUGGGAAAAAGACUAAAGAUACUUCAAGUGAAGAAGUUAAUUUGAGUCAGAUUGUGCCCUGUGAGCCACGUUCAGAAGAAAAAGCCAAAGAACUACCUGAAUGGAGUGAGAAAGUGGCCCACAACAUUCUGUCAGGUGCUUCCUGGGUGAGCUGGGGUUUAGUCAAAGGUGCCGAAUUUACUGGCAAAGCAAUCCAAAAAGGUGCUUCUAAACUCCGAGAGCGCAUUCAACCAGAGGAGAAACCCGUGGAAGUGAGUCCGGCUGUCACCAAGGGCCUCUACAUAGCGAAGCAGGCAACUGGAGGGGCAGCCAAGGUCAGCCAGUUCCUGGUUGAUGGCGUCUGCACGGUAGCAAAUUGCGUUGGCAAAGAGCUCGCCCCACACGUCAAGAAGCAUGGAAGCAAACUCGUUCCGGAGUCUCUCAAGAGAGACAAAGACGGGAAAUCCACUCUGGAUGGGGCCAUGGUCGUGGCAGCAAGUAGUGUUCAAGGAUUUUCAACUGUCUGGCAGGGCUUGGAGUGUGCGGCUAAAUGCAUCGUCAACAAUGUGUCUGCAGAAACCGUACAAACUGUCAGAUACAAGUACGGGCACAAUGCAGGAGAGGCUACACACCACGCAGUGGACUCCGCUCUCAACGUCGGCCUCACUGCCUACAAUAUCGACAACAUCGGCCUCAAAGCCAUCGUGAAGAAGACUGCCAAGCAGACGGGACACACUCUCCUGGAGGACUAUCAGAUCAUCGACAGCUCGCAGAAGGAAGGCCGAGGAGGAGCAGCAAGCACAGACGUGAGAAGAAACACGGAAAAGCAGACGGAGGAAGAGGAGGAGGAGGAGAAGAAGAAAGGGGCAAAGAAGAAAGAUAAAUAACCGGAGUUCUGGGAGUGACCUACACCAAAGCCUUACAGAUGGACGAAUGUGAACAGCAGAUGUGGAUUCUCCACACAAGGACCAGUGGUUUCAGUGUGUUCAUUGCUACAGAGUGACUGUCGGAAGUUUGGGCCAUGUAUCCACUUAACAAGAAAAAUAAUCAGUAUUCUUACAUCUGGUUCUAGAAAUAUGCAGUUUAUAGUCUCAAUACAUUUAUUUUCCCUUAAAUGUGGCUAAACUAUUUUUGCAGUUAAAAUAAAGCUUAUAAUAUAUGUAACUUAAACCUAAUGUCAAUCUAUUUUUAUAUGUGCUAGCCUUCAGAAAGCAAAGUAGGAAACCUAUACAUAGGAUUUCACAGCCACAUGAAUUCUGUUUAUGCUGAGAAAGAAUGACUUAAUGACUUAAAAAAAAAAAAAAAAAACUCCUCUUUUUUGCACUAAUUGUGGAUCUUUGAGAUACCCAAAAGAAUUUUCAGCAUAUAAGCUAAAUGAAACCAUGAUAUCAAAGAGUGAUCUCAGAUAACAUUGUAGAAGGCUUUCUUAUGCAGGAAAGAGCCUGGCCAUGAGAGUGUCAUGGACUUCUGUAAUGUUAUCUCUUAUUUGCUAGAUCUCCUACCUACUGGGAACCAAAAUGGCCUUUUGAUUUAAACUGAAGAAAAUGCUUCUUCCUGUCUUUAGGAUUGAGAGUAGGUCAUUUGUCGAUAGAGUGAUUUUCAUUAAUUCUUUGAGAAUUUUGUACAUGCAUGAAAUAUGUUUUGAUUAUAUUCUCUCCCUAACUCCUCCCAGGUCCACCCUUCACCCCUCCUCCCAACUUCAUGCUCUUAUGUUUUAAAUAACCCAUGAGUAGUCUGUCUGUGCUGCUCACAUGCUCAUGGGGUGUGGGGUACUCCCCUGGAGCAUGGUUUAUCUCCAGGGACCACACCCCUAAAGAAACUGACUCUCCCUCCCCAGAAGCCAUAACUGUCAAUGGCUCCUUGCUAGGGCUUGUGAGACGCUGCCCAUUCCAUGCUGGGAUGUUGACUAGUUUGUCUUGUGGAGGUGGCCUCAGCUGCUGUCAGUUUUGGGGUACAUGGGGUCCUGUCACAUCCAGAAGAUGUCAGUUCAUCCAGUAUUCCUGGAUGUCUGAUUCAUUCACAGCCUUGCCACCUCCUCUUCCUCCAUGUUCCCCGAGCCUUGUGGGGAGGGGUGUGGUAUAGACUAGGUAAUUUUGAAGUAUGAUUGAUAUUCUAUUAAAAUUUGAAAUGGUUGUUAUUGGCUUUAAGGAAUCACUUGUCCAUGUCUGCAUCUGUAAAUUUCUCCUAAAUUUGCAGAAAAUAAAACAUAAACAUUGCAUUUAUUGAUAGUGUAGAUUUUUACUCAGUCAUUAGAGUUUAUACUAAAAGCCAGUAAGUGAUUUAAAAGGGAGGAACCUGUUCAUAUCAAGGUAAACAAUAUGGAAUCCUUUAGUGGGUAGUCCCCACUUCCACAGAAGGCAGGAAAGACAUUUGCUGAUUUUUUUAAAGCUACAAAUAGACAGUAAAAUACUCCAUGAUUAUUUUAAUUUUUGUUGAUUUUUAAAGGUUGAUUUUGCUUUUUAUAGUUAUAGUCUGUUGUAAUCAUUUCUGAACCUGUAGUUGACUAACUUACAGAUUUCAUUUGAAAUUGGUUAAUGAAUGUGCUUUGAGAAUAAAAUGGUCUCUGAA
This is a messenger RNA of Peromyscus leucopus (white-footed mouse), 3782 nucleotides long. It is a transcript of the gene Spart, whose product is annotated as spartin. Gene Ontology annotation, cellular component: plasma membrane. Gene Ontology annotation, biological process: cell division; negative regulation of BMP signaling pathway. Lineage: Eukaryota; Metazoa; Chordata; Mammalia; Rodentia; Cricetidae. The record is from RefSeq and is a predicted model, not a curated record.